Molecule: messenger RNA, 312 nt
Organism: Carcharodon carcharias (great white shark)
Lineage: Eukaryota; Metazoa; Chordata; Chondrichthyes; Lamniformes; Lamnidae
Product: histone H4-like
Exons: 1
Coding region: 1-312 (103 amino acids)
Biological process (GO): nucleosome assembly
Cellular component (GO): nucleosome
Molecular function (GO): DNA binding; protein heterodimerization activity; structural constituent of chromatin
Source: RefSeq, a predicted model, not a curated record
AUGACGGGCCGAGGGAAAGGCGGCAAAGGGCUGGGCAAAGGGGGAGCCAAGCGGCACCGCAAAGUUCUCCGAGACAACAUCCAGGGCAUCACCAAGCCGGCCAUCCGCCGCCUGGCCCGGCGAGGAGGCGUCAAGCGCAUCUCCGGCCUCAUCUACGAGGAGACCCGGGGGGUGCUCAAGGUCUUCCUGGAGAACAUCAUCAGGGACUCGGUCACCUACACGGAACACGCCAAACGCAGGACAGUCACCGCCCUGGAUGUGGUCUACGCCCUGAAGCGCCAGGGCCGGACCCUCUACGGAUUCGGGGGUUGA